AUAAACAAAAAGCGCAUGCGCUUAGGGAGCCUGAGUGAUAGGACAAUAAUGGCUCAUCGGCUGGCGGCGGCGGUUUUAUCGCCCCCUUUGGCCGCCUUGUGGAGAGGCCACAGCCGCGGACCUGCGAAGUUGGUACCGGUCCGGCAGUGGUGUGAGAGAGUCCAUCCAGGAUGUGGCAUGUCAUUCCAUCACUGGCUGUGCUCCAAGCCUGAAGGCUUUGAGAAGAAAAAUGAAAAGAGACAGGGUCCAACAGAGGCAGCCCCUGAUAAUAAAGAGUCUAUUGGCUCCAAAAAUCCCAGUCUUCCCAAAAAUACCUGGGGAAGCAGUGGUGGAGAAGGCAAGAGAGGACGGAAAGAUGAGGAUUUGGGGUGGUGGAAUCACAUGCAGAAGGGAGAGUUCCCUUGGGAUAAUAAGGACUCCCGGUACCUGAUUGUCAUGGGAGCUGGCAUCCUCACAGGGUUCUUCUACCUCUACUACCGAGAUCCAGGCAGAGAAAUCAGCUGGAAGCACUUUGUGCAUUACUACCUGGCCAAAGGACUGGUGGAUCGACUGGAAGUGGUGAACAAGCAGUUUGUCCGGGUGUUCCCAAUCCCUGGCGCCACCUCAGAGAAGCACAUCUGGUUCAAUAUUGGCAGUGUGGAUACCUUUGAACGAAACCUAGAGGCUGCUCAGCUGGAGCUGGGGAUCAGCAGCGCCCAACAAGUGUCUGUGGUCUACAGCACCGAGAGUGAUGGCUCCUUUCUCCUGAGCAUGGUGCCUAGCCUUCUGCUGUUGGGCUUCCUGCUGUUCACUCUGAGACGUGGACCAAUGGGAAGUGGGCGCGGAGGGCGAGGAGGAGGGAUCUUUAGUGUUGCAGAGACGACAGCAAAAGUCCUGAAGGACAACAUUGAAGUGCAGUUCAAGGAUGUCGCCGGCUGCGAAGAGGCCAAGCUGGAGAUCAUGGAGUUUGUGAAUUUCCUGAAGAAUCCAAAGCAGUACCAAGAUCUUGGGGCCAAGAUUCCAAAGGGAGCGAUGCUCACGGGGCCCCCGGGCACAGGCAAAACCCUCUUGGCCAAAGCUACUGCGGGAGAAGCCAACGUCCCUUUCAUCACUGUGAACGGCUCUGAGUUCCUGGAAAUGUUUGUCGGAGUUGGGCCUGCAAGGGUUCGGGAUAUGUUUGCCUUGGCACGGAAGAAUGCCCCUUGCAUCCUCUUCAUUGAUGAGAUUGAUGCCGUCGGGAGGAAGCGGGGCCACAGGAACUUCGGGGGCCAGAGCGAGCAAGAGAACACACUCAACCAGCUGCUGGUAGAGAUGGAUGGGUUCAACAGCAGCACAAAUGUCGUAGUGCUUGCAGGCACAAACCGACCUGAUGUCUUGGACCCGGCGCUGACGAGACCUGGACGCUUUGAUCGGCAGAUUUAUAUUGGCCCACCGGACAUCAAAGGCAGAGCGUCCAUCUUCAAAGUCCACCUCCGGCCUCUCAAACUGGAUGCAGAUAUCAGCAGAGAUACUCUGGCUCGGAAGAUGGCAGCCCGGACCCCAGGAUUCACAGGUGCCGAUAUCUCCAACGUUUGCAAUGAGGCUGCCCUCAUUGCCGCACGACACGCCAGUCCCACUGUGAACGAGAAGCACUUUGAACAGGCCAUUGAGAGAGUCAUUGGGGGGCUUGAGAAGAAGACCCAGGUCCUGCAGCCAAAUGAGAAGACCGUAGUGGCUUACCAUGAAGCUGGGCACGCUGUGGUGGGCUGGUUCUUAAAGCACGCCGACCCUUUGCUCAAGGUCUCCAUCAUUCCCCGGGGCAAGGGCCUGGGCUAUGCGCAGUACCUGCCCCAGGAGCAGUUUCUCUACACCCGGGAGCAGCUCUUCGACCGCAUGUGCAUGAUGCUGGGGGGGCGCGUUGCCGAGCAGCUCUUCUUUGGCCGCAUCACAACCGGUGCCCAGGAUGACCUCCGGAAGGUGACGCAGAGUGCCUAUGCCCAGGUGGUGCAGUUUGGCAUGAGUGACAAGCUGGGUCAGGUCUCCUUUGACCUUCCGCGGCAGGGUGAUCUGAUGCCCGAGAAGCCUUACAGCGAAGCCACCGCUGAGCUGAUUGACGAAGAGGUGCGUGCCUUGAUCAACACGGCCUAUGAGAAGACCCUGGAGCUGCUGACUCAGUGCCGUGACCAUGUGGAGAAGGUAGGAAAGCGUCUCCUAGAGAAGGAAGUCCUGGAGAAGGCAGACAUGGUGGAGCUGUUGGGGCCCAGACCCUUUGCAGAGAAAUCCACCUAUGAGGAGUUUGUUGAGGGGACCGGGAGCUUGGAAGAAGACACCUCCCUCCCCAAGGGCUUGAAGAACUGGAAUCUCGAGCAGGAGGAGGAGACAGCCCAGGAGAAGGCCUCUUAGGGAAAGCAGGGCCAGCCUGAAAAGAAAUGCAUGGCACAUUGUCCAUUGGGCAAGCACCAAGGCCUGUUUCUUUGGCUGGGGGCAGCAUUGCCGAGAGACCAGCUGAGCCUCACUUUGCCAUGGAAUCAUGGGACACUGUCAGGCUCCCCUUCCACCAAAGGACCAGCAACAAUGUUCAAGGACCACUGUCUGCAGCAAGCAACCUUUCUUCAGUUCUCCCCCUCCAACGAAGGACAUGAACUGGGAUGGUUGCUUGGAGCAGAGAAAAGCAGGUGCCACAAACAGCCUCUGUGCCUCCAGUAAGCUCAUUGACCACCUGACGCACACAGACCCAGCAGUCUGGGAAGGUAAGAGCAGGCGAGGAGUAUCCUUUCCAGGAGACUGCUCUGCUCAAGGGACCAAGGGCUGCCUUAUUAUGCUCAGUGCCUUCACUCCAGCUUCCCCCCUGCUUUCCCUUCCCUUCCCCUCCCCUGCCAGCCUGCCUUGCAAAUGGGCAAGAGUGAACAGCAGAAGUCCAUGCAGAAGAAUUUCUGUGAACCUUGAGAACCCCGUGGACUUAUCUAAGGGUUGAAGUGAAUAGGUCUGAAUAGGAACAUGGUGCUAGUUUAAAUGGUGCUACUUGAAUCCUUAGCUUCUAGCUCUGUUGACAAAAGGGGCCCCAGAGGAUCCAGGGGGCAGGAGCCCCAAGCAAAUCCAAUAGGGCCACUCCAGACCAUGGCUGUCCUGUGUGCAACAUCAACUGCUUUCCCAUUGCCUGCGGAGCAACCUCCUUUACACAGUGCCUGUUGUUUCUCACCACCAAAUGCCUUCUCUGCAGAGGCAGCUUUGUCUUGAGGGCAGCAGUGCAGGAACUCCCUCCUGGUUGUUUAGGCAGUUUAUACUUCAGUCUCACCCGAGUCCCUGCAAAGAAGCAGCUCAGGGCCCCUUUGGGCCCUUUAUUUCCUGCUGCUUUUGCCUUGGAAAUGUCACCUAUGGUGGGCAACCAGUGGGCUUCCAUGCAAGACAUCUUAGUGGCUUCGGGGCUCUAUCUCCUAGAUCAAUGUUGGAGCAGUCAGGGCAGGAGGAUAUGCAGCCCAACUCACACACCCCUUCCAGCACUCCUUUCUUGGCACCUUGUGCUCAGUUGCCAAAAGGCUUAGAAUCCGUACCUGUGAGGGUUUUGAUUUGGGUGUGUUGUGCCAACUCUCUUGUAGCUGCUGCCUUUGGAACCAAAUCAACCUGGCAUUUGCCCAUGUAUUGCCCACUGGGCAGAAGUCGUCCUGAACCCCCUGCCUCACGUUGGCAAAGCCUCCCAUGUAAAACCUGUGUGUCGGCCUUGCCCCCCCCCCGCCUCCACUCCACCCCCACUGCUAGCUGCUUCUGCUGUUUACUCACUUGAAUGCUGGCCGUUCCAAAGCAUUUGACCGACCAGCUUCUGAAAAAGUGACUCAGCAGAAACAACGCUGACUAGCUCAGCAAAACUGCUGGCUUUACUGAAAGUCAUAUUUGCUACAUUCAAAGACCAAAAUAAGUUUGGGCACCACCUUCUUCCAGGAGUCCAGCAUAGGA
Messenger RNA from Podarcis raffonei (Aeolian wall lizard), 3909 nucleotides. RefSeq names its product AFG3-like protein 1. Gene Ontology annotation, biological process: mitochondrial protein processing; protein-containing complex assembly. Gene Ontology annotation, cellular component: m-AAA complex; membrane. Gene Ontology annotation, molecular function: zinc ion binding; metalloendopeptidase activity; ATP hydrolysis activity. The coding region runs from base 16 to 2361 and encodes 781 amino acids. Lineage: Eukaryota; Metazoa; Chordata; Lepidosauria; Squamata; Lacertidae. The transcript is spliced from 17 exons. The record is from RefSeq and is a predicted model, not a curated record.